AGCCCCGGGGAGCCUCGCGGGCCCGGGCUGGCGGGCGCUGGCGCUUUCGGGACCGGGGACGCGCGCUGACGCGCUCCGUGAUUCCGGGGACCGGGGCAGGGAGGACACGCCGGGUCUGUUGCUGCCCGGAUGGAGGGGUAGGGUCACGAGUGACCCGGGCACCGAGAGUGGCCCCCGUGAGCUGCCGGUGGCCUGGAGACUGGGACGAGCGCUCGGAAAGUUUGGAGGCUCGGUAGGGAGGGUUGACGCUCGCCCUGGCCCCGGCCGGGGAGCGCGGCCUCCACGUGGGCUGUGCUUCUGGCGUCAGGUCGGGCCUAGGAGACAGGCUUUGCGGUUGGGGAAGCUGCGGGCAGGGCAGCUGCGGCCCUCUUGUACCGCCCUGACUUGAAAAUUCCAGCUCCCGCUUGCAGGGCACUGAGCAAGUGUGACUAGCCUGGCAGCCUGACAGUGGGUCGUCCAACAGGUUAGGAAGGCCAGGUGGUUCGCUGUGUUUUCAGGAAGCAGGGGCCUGGGAGUCCCAGGAUGUGAUUAGUCCACUAAUUAGCUGUAAAUUCGGCGCCAGGCCAUUGAUUUCACUGGACUCGCGUUUAAGUGGAGGAGCCGGAUUUUCCCAGCCUCUGCCACAACCUCGUGGGUGGAUGGUUUUACCUUUCUGGUCUCAUCCUUUGUAACGUCGUAGGUCACCAAAAUACAUGAAUGUGGUAUAAUCCAUUUUCUCUUUAAAAUACAACUAAGAAGAUAACUGCCAAUCAUAGCUUUGGGUCAGCAGGAGAACCAGUUUUCCCUCUGGAUAAACAUUUCUGUUGGGCAAAAAAAAAAUGUUUUGGGUCAGCCUAGGCGACUUCCUUACAGUAGGUCCGCUUCCUCACUGCUCUGUCUUGAGGACAGAAGGAUGCCGAAGAAAGCAAAGCCCACGGGGAAGGGGAAGGAAGAGGGAUCUGUUCCCUGUAAGCAGCUGAAGAUGGAGGCAACUUGUGGACCCCCCUCCGCUUUGAAUUUUGAAAGCCCUGGUGAUCUCUUUGAAAGUUUAAUCUCGCCCAUCAAGACAGAGACUUUUUUCAGGGAAUUCUGGGAGAAGCAGCCCCUUCUCCUUCAGAGAGAUGACCCUGCAGUGGCCACAUAUUACCAGUCCCUGUUCAGGCUGUCAGAUCUGAAGAGUCUCUGCAGCCGGGGUAUGUACUAUGGAAGAGACAUAAAUGUCUGCCGCUGUGUCAACGGGAAAAAGAAGGUUUUAAAUAAAGAUGGCAAGGUGCACUUCCUUCAGCUGAGGAAAGAUUUUGACCAGAAAAGGGCAACAAUUCAGUUUCACCAACCUCAGAGAUUUAAGGAUGAGCUUUGGAGGAUCCAGGAGAAGCUAGAAUGCUACUUUGGCUCCUUGGUUGGCUCGAAUGUAUACAUAACCCCUGCAGGAUCCCAGGGCCUCCCACCCCAUUAUGACGAUGUGGAGGUCUUCAUCCUGCAGCUGGAAGGAGAGAAACACUGGCGUCUGUACCGCCCCACUGUGCCCCUGGCCCGGGGGUGCAGCGUGGAGUCCGAGGACAGGGUCGGGACGCCGGCGCUCGAGUUCACGCUGAAGCCGGGUGAUUUCCUGUACUUUCCCAGAGGGACCAUUCAUCAAGCGGACACUCCUCCAGGGCUGGCCCACUCUACUCACGUGACCAUCAGCACCUACCAGAACAAUUCGUGGGGAGAUUUCCUUUUGGACACUAUUUCGGGGCUUGUAUUUGACACUGCAAAGGAAGAUCUGGAGUUCCGGGCUGGCAUACCCCGGCAGCUGCUCCUGCAGGUGGACGCCACGGCUGUUGCGACAAGAAGGUUAAGUGGCUUUCUGAGGACCCUUGCCGACCGGCUGGAGGGCACCAAAGAGCUGCUUUCAGCUGACAUGAAGAAGGAUUUUAUUAUGAACAGACUCCCUCCUUACUAUAUGGGAGACCAAGCCGAACUUUCAACGCCAGGUGGACGGUUACCAAGGUUGGACAGCACAGUGAGACUGCAGUUUAAAGACCACACCAUCUUCACAGUGGGGCCGGAUCAGGAUCAAUCUGAUGAAACUCAGGAAAAGAUGGUUUACAUCUAUCAUUCCUUAAAGAAUAGGAGAGAGACACACAUGAUGGGAAAUGACGAAACAGAGUCCCAUGGACUUCGCUUUCCUUUAUCACAUAUGGAUGCACUGAAGCAAAUUUGGGGUCACUCAGCUAUUUCUGUCAAGGACCUGAAACUGACUACAGAUGAGGAAAAGGAAAACCUGGUGUUAUCCCUCUGGACAGAAUGCCUAAUCCAGGUAGUCUAGGGCCUUUCCAGAAUCAAGGGUGCACUGUCUCAGAGACACACGCGCAAAGAAGAGCAAUGAUGUAUGUGCUGCUUCUGUCGAUUGGGAAGGACCCUACAACAGCCUUCCUUACCUGUCAUGGAAGAAGGGGGUCUCAGAAAGUAACCAAACUGUACUUUGGACAAACUCAUUUAAUCCAGUGUGGUAGAAAAGGCACAACUCCAAUAAAUGUUAUCAUUGACAUUUAAAGGUCGCUACCUGGCUUUGUCUUUGUUCUUUGGAAGAAACAACUUCUUUAAAGAGCCUUAUUGGCUCUACAAAAAUCUUUUAAACAAUUAACACAAAAAAAUUAAAUUGUUUUUUUACAAUGAAAAUAUACAUACCUCCGUGUAUACACAACCCCCUCCCCCCGUUAAAAUAAAGUUACCCCGAUAACGUAAGUUUCAUUAAAUACUGCCACACUAAUGAGAGGCGCUCCCAUCUAUGGGCAUACACGCGUUUUACAGCUGCUGCUUCAGAGAUGACAAAGAGCCUGAGAUUGAAGGGAAGAAAAUCAGUAUUUACAUGGAAAGACCAAGUCUCUAUAAAAAAUGCUCAAAAUAUUGGGUCUUUGUGUUUAAACAAUUGACUGUUAUUUUACAUUCUAAAGUGCGUAUAGGUUGAUAUUCAAAAAUAUCGCUGGAGUAUUUAAUCCUUCUAUAUAAAAAUAGAGCAGACAGUGUUCUGCUUUCUGGUAAAAGUUUGUGACGAAGGGAACAGUUGUCUCAAGUUUAAAACCAACUCAGGAGGGAAAAAUACUUAAGAAUUGUAUAAUUUUUAAAGGUGGUAAUGAUUACCUGAUAUCCUACCUGAUUUUGCUUAAAAAUUGAAAUAAAAACAGUUUUCAGCCAUUUCAUUAAGUAAAAUGGUAUAGAGUCAAAAAGGCUCAACUACUACUUGGUUUUAACUUAAACAUUUGAAAUUUCCCUUCAGGCAGACAAAGAAAAAUUUGACUAAACUCCUUGAGGGCAGAUCAGGCAAAAUCUAGGGUGAGGUCUCAGCACCAGGACAGGUGACCACCGAUUAUAGAGUCUUGUCACCCGGGAGAGAGUAAGGAUGGUCACGAGUUAUUUGUGCUUUUUUCGUUUGGCCACAGAAAAUACGCCAAUACUCGAGCCUCUUUCCUAAACAAAGCCAAGGUCCUUUCCUGGGGUCAGUUAUAAGUAUGAAUACUUACGGUGCUUCAGUUAUAAAAGACCCU
Zalophus californianus (California sea lion) is the source of this 3509-nucleotide messenger RNA. RefSeq names its product ribosomal oxygenase 2 (gene RIOX2). The record is from RefSeq and is a predicted model, not a curated record. Gene Ontology annotation, cellular component: nucleolus. Bases 893 to 2290 code for a protein of 465 amino acids. Lineage: Eukaryota; Metazoa; Chordata; Mammalia; Carnivora; Otariidae. The transcript is spliced from 10 exons. Gene Ontology annotation, molecular function: histone H3K4 demethylase activity; histone H3K36 demethylase activity.